AUGGCCUCUAUCAGCGUUGUUUGUACUGUUAUGUGCACGAUCAUUUCCACACGCCAUGGCCAAGGUCAUGCAGGCUUUGUUGCCCCUGCCGCCAUAACUACUGAAACCCUCAAGGAUGUCAGCACUCACAUGCAGAGAAGACAAAUGCUCUGCAUCACCUAUCAAGCUCCUUUCAAGGCCGAGACCGCUUUAAUUGAUAUGCAGGCUGCACAGUUGAGCGCCGAGAACAAGCUGCUAGACAGCCAGACGUUUGAACUUGCGGCUACUCAUGCUGUGGCCGAGCCCACCCUGCGCUGCGUCUUUGAGGUACCCGCCGCCUUCCCCAUCGAGCCAUUCACCUGCCCUGAAAUGCCACACGUCAAUGUCCAAGCCCUGCGCCCCUUUUUGAGGGAACCUUUUCUAUCUUCAACCCUUGCACCUGUCCUGACGUGUCGCGCCAGAGUGCAAGCCUUGCGCCGCGUUUUUGAGGCAACUGAUACCCAGACCAACAACAGGCGUAAGAGGGUAGAUAAUGUCAUUUAUCUGGCUAUAUCUGCCAUUGCCCAGGUCUGUGCGGCUCGCGACCGGAUGGAAACUCUUUGCGGACGGAUGGCCUUGUCGCGCGGAUAG
Molecule: messenger RNA, 609 nt
Organism: Kickxella alabastrina
Lineage: Eukaryota; Fungi; Kickxellomycota; Kickxellomycetes; Kickxellales; Kickxellaceae
Exons: 1
Coding region: 1-609 (202 amino acids)
Source: RefSeq, a predicted model, not a curated record